AUGUCUGCAGAGAAUUCGACACCAGCGCAAGUCCCUGUGGUCCGAGAGCCAUCGCCGCCAGGGGAAGAAUCUGAACCCCUCCCAGAAUAUGAUGCAGAUGAAACGCAACAAGCGAUAGUCGACAAUACAGCUCAAGCUACCAAUGAUGGACGUAUAGACGUUAACCUUGACUCUAAAAUCGCCUCAGUACUCGCGAGGGUUGUCGACCUUCCAGAACUGCCAGAAUACGUCGAAGCUCCACCAGUCUACGCAGAGCGACCGCAAUGGACACUGUGUCUGAACAUUGUCAUACAGGUCGUAGGAUCGAGGGGAGAUGUCCAGCCGUUCGUUGCAAUGGGCUGCGAGCUCCAGAAGUACGGUCACCGAGUUCGCAUUGCAACCCAUGGUGUCUUUAAGACCUUUGUCCACGACUCCGGACUGGAAUUUUUCGACAUAGGAGCAAUCCUGCCGAACUGA
Messenger RNA from Cyphellophora attinorum, 456 nucleotides. Its product is annotated as Sterol 3-beta-glucosyltransferase UGT80A2. The transcript is spliced from 2 exons. The coding region runs from base 1 to 456 and encodes 151 amino acids. The record is from RefSeq and is a predicted model, not a curated record. Gene Ontology annotation, molecular function: hexosyltransferase activity. Lineage: Eukaryota; Fungi; Ascomycota; Eurotiomycetes; Chaetothyriales; Cyphellophoraceae. Gene Ontology annotation, biological process: carbohydrate metabolic process.